This is a messenger RNA of Tripterygium wilfordii, 3024 nucleotides long. RefSeq names its product disease resistance protein RFL1. The record is from RefSeq and is a predicted model, not a curated record. NCBI's taxonomy places the organism in Eukaryota, Viridiplantae, Streptophyta, Magnoliopsida, Celastrales, Celastraceae. The coding region runs from base 165 to 2843 and encodes 892 amino acids. Gene Ontology annotation, molecular function: ADP binding; protein binding. The transcript has a single exon.
UGAGGCUUCUCUUCUUCAUCAUCCAAGCAUCCUUUCUUUCUUUUAUAGCUACACAUAUUGCUAUAUUUGCUUCCUAAUUUGACCAGAUUUCACUUAAUCACUUCAAACCAUUGUCGGUCUUCGUUUCACUUUUCUUUCUAACACUAUAAUCACAUUUGAAAACCAUGGGGAAUGCCAUCUCAGUCAGAUUGUCAGCUGGCUCCAUUGUCAGUAAAUGCUCAGAUUGCAUUGUUGGAGAAGCUAUGUACAUGUACAAACUUAAAGAAAAUCUAGAAGAUUUGAGGACAACACUAGAAGAUUUGAAGAGCUUAAGGAAUGACGUGAAUAGAAAGGUGAACAUUGCUGAAGAGCAACAUUUGCAGAGGUUGGACCAAGUACAGGGGUGGCUUUCAAGAGCAGAUGCUAUGAUCAAUGAAGUUGAAGAACUGCUACAAGAUGACUCUACUGAAACCAGGAGUGCAUGUCUUGGAGUUUGCUGUUCAAAAAACUGCAUGUCCAGCUACAAAUUUGGGAAAAAAGUUGCAAAGAAGCUCAAAGAAAUCGAGGAUUUGAAGAGCAAAGGAGCUUUCCAGGAGGUGGCACAGACCAUACCUGCUCCUUCGGUGGUUGAAAUACCUCAUGAACCAGCAGUGGGAUUGGAAUCAACGUUUGAUGAAGCUUGGAGAUGUAUCGUAGGAAAAGAAAUUGGAGUUAUCGGCUUAUACGGUGUAGGAGGAGUAGGCAAAACUACUCUGUUAAAGCAGAUCAACAACAAUUUCCUCGAUGCACUGAAUGAUUUUGAUGUAGUUAUUUGGGUGGUGGUUUCAAAAGAUUUGAAUUAUGAGAAAAUUCAAGAACAAAUUGGGGAAAAGAUUGGAUUUAAGGAGGAUGUAUGGAGGACAAAAAGCAUCCAUCAGAAAGCUGCCGACAUCUUCAAGGUGUUGAGUAAGAGAAGAUUUGCCUUGUUGCUGGAUGAUAUAUGGGAGCGAGUUGAUCUGAUCAAGGUGGGAGUACCAGUACCUAAUGAACAUAAUGGAUCAAAGAUAGUGUUUACAACUCGUUCAGAGGAGGUGUGUGGUCGGAUGGGUGCUCAAAGAAGGAUUAGAGUGCGCUGUUUAACAUGGGAAGAAGCUUGGAAACUGUUCAAGCAGAAUGUUGGCGAUGACAUCCCAAACAGUCAUCCAGAAAUUCCUGCACUCGCAGAAACUGUAGCUAGAGAGUGCGGUGGUUUGCCUCUAGCUCUCAUAACCCUUGGUCGAGCCAUGGCUUGCAAAAGGACACCCCAAGAAUGGUAUCAUGCAACUGAGGCACUAAGAAGAUCUGCAUCAGAAUUGACAGGUAUGGGAAAUGAAGUAUUUCCUCUUUUGAGAUUCAGUUAUGAUAGUUUACCAAACACAAGAGUUCAAGAUUGUUUCUUAUACUGUGCCUUGUUCCCGGAGGACUUCCCUAUUCCUAAGGUUGACUUGAUCGAGUGUUGGGUUUCUGAAGAUCUUUUGGAUGAGUAUGAUGACCAAACUAUUUUUCAAAACCAAGGACAUGACAUCAUUGGAACUCUUGUUCACGCUUGCUUAUUGGAAGAAGACCGCGAUGAUCGCGUGAAAAUGCAUGAUGUGAACCGGGACAUGGCUCUAUGGAUAGCUCGUGACCAAUAUUUGGUGGCAGCAGGUGCCAGAUUAGUGGAACCACCAAACCUCAAAAGAUGUGAAGGGCUCCAAAAGAUUUCGUUGAUGGCAAAUCAUAUUGAGAAUCUGAGGAGAGUACCUACAUGUCCUAAGCUGCUAACUUUGUUUCUUGGUGAUAAUCGUUUGCAGAGAAUCGCCGGUGACUUCUUCCAAUUCACGCCUACUCUAAAAGUCUUGGACUUGUCCAGAAAUCAUAAACUGACAGAAUUGCCAUCUGCAGUGUCAAGUUUGGUUUCAUUACAACAUCUCAACCUAUCAUUCACGGGCAUCAAAGAAUUGCCCAUCGAGUUGAAGUACUUGGAAAAGCUGAAAUAUUUGAAUUUGGAGUAUACUAAUGCUUUGACUACCAUUCCUGAGCAAUUAGUAUCAUGCUUCCGGAUGUUACAGAUUCUGAGAUUGUUCGAGUGUGGCCCUCUAAAUGUGCAAAGUGAUAUCUUGUUGGCAUGUAAUGAAUCAUUGGUUAGAGAAUUGCAGAGCCUGAGUCAUUUGAAUGUGUUCACCAUCAGCAUAAAAAGUCUGACAGCCCUUCAAAUAUUUCUAAGCAUUCAGAGUUUAGUCAGCAACACUCAGUCACUGUCAUUCCAGUACAUGAGCGGUUUGGGAAGAAUGAAUAUGUCAGAUUUAGCAAGAAUUUUCAAGGAUCUAGAUAAACUUUUUAUCUGUGACUCUAACCAUCUGAGGGAGUUGCCGUUUGACUUGCCAUUGGGUUUUGGAAGAGAAUUACACAACUCACUUAUCAGGAGUGGAGCAUGCUUUCGCAAUCUUCGCCAUGUAAGAAUAAUGUCUUGUCAAGCAUUACAGGAGGUAACCUGGCUCAUAUUUGCUCCGAACAUUAUGUUCCUUGCUGUGGUGAAUUGUUAUAAUAUAAAAGAAAUAAUAAGUGUGGAGAAAUUGGGAGGAGAUAAAGAGAGGGUACGGAAUCUUGACCUAUUUGCAAGACUAAGGGUUCUGAACGUAUCUGCACUGCAACAACUAGAGAGCAUCUAUUGGGAUCCCCUUCCCUUCCCAAAUGUUGAUCAAAUUGUGGUGAUUGGAUGCCCUAAACUAAGAACACUUCCCAACGCAGACCGUGCUAGGGGACCUAAAUUUAUCAUUUAUGGACAAGCAGAGUUGUGGAAACAAUUGGAAUGGGAGAAUGAAGCAACGAGAGAUGCUUUCUAUCCUUAUUUCAGAUGUGCCUAGUCAGCCUGCUGGACAUGGUGCCAAAACGACAUUGAAGAAUUUGACAAGAUUACAAACAAGUGUCGGAGUGCAGAGUGUGCGACAAAAGCAAGUGUAUGUGAGAUAAGUCAAAGAGAGUGUUGUAAACUGUUUGUGUCCGAGUGGCCAUGAGAAUAAAGAAGUGAAUUGAAGUGUUUGUAGU